AUGGGGAAACAGAACAGCAAGCUGCGACCAGAGAUGCUGCAGGACCUCCGAGAGAAUACUGAGUUCUCGGACCACGAACUGCAGGAGUGGUACAAGGUACAUUUUCACACACACACACACACACACACACACACACACACACACACACACACACACACACACACACACACACACACACACACACACACACACACACACACACACACACACUAGACAAGAAAGGAGUGGUGACAGCAUAGUGGUGGUGACGUCUUUCAGGUCAUAUGACAUCAUGUCCUGCAAUGUGCCUACUGGGCAUGUGCAUAUCAGAAGUGUGACAUUCAUAGUACAUGGAUGAUAUGUGGUUUAACCAUAGACUGUAUAUACUAUGGACAACUUGGUUCCGUCUCCCGCCUGUAUACGGAUUUGAAGCCAAAAAGCUCUCAGUAUUUCUGGGAUUUUUCUUCAUUUCCUGAAACCAGCGCUGCGCAGUAGCGAUGCACGCAUUUGGCCGCGCAGUCGCCGAGAGUUGCUGUGAUGACACUCGGCUCAAACAGCGUAUCCCCAGGGAGAGCUACUCAAUCCCUGAACACCCAUAGGCUGUAUCAGGUGUCAAUCAUAGAAAACAUGAACCCCCUAAUAACUUUUAAAAACGGAGCUUCACAGAAAAAAGAGGACUUGGGCACAAACCAGUCUUACAAUAACUACAUGUCAACAUCACAUGCAGGGGGGAGAAAAAAUUAUGUUCUGUUCAAUAAAUUUCCAAAGUUUGUCCACAGCCCCAUAAGCUUUGCUGGUGGAGGCGGGAUUUAUGACCUAUACUGCAGCCCAUCAACAGAGGGUGCUGUUUUUGGAGUGGCUUCACCCAGCAAGGAGGCAGACUCUGUCCAUUCUUUAUUUUCAGUAUGGGUUUAACCCAUACUGAAAAUUCUUAGCACUCUGCAAUUUCUAGAGCACUAAAGGUUGACUGUUAAUUCUGUUUUUACUGUGCAAAGUAUGUUUGAUACAAAAUGAGGCAGACCAAUCUAGUGGCCUCAAUUUUCCUGCUAUGAGUUUGUAUUAAAAAAAAAAUAGGAUAUAACUUUUAUGCAAAUUGACUGUAUAGAGUUCAGAUUAAGUUGAAAAAAAAAAUUUUGAAUACAAAUGACCAGCAGAAGGCAGUGGUCCAACUUGUCACAAAUUAGGCCCAUCUGUCCUGCACAGCUAUCAAUGCUACUAUAAGCGAAUCUGAACAGUUGUACGGGCAGUUUGCAGUUGUGAAGGAACAGAGGGUGAGAUAACUAAGUAAUGUCAUCCUAAGUAACUUUCCUAAUAAGGUCAUAUAUUUACCGAACAGCCAUAUUACAUAAUUAUUUUCAGGUGUUAGACUGUAAUUCGUAUUUGCUAGUUUAAGUGGCAGGUCACUCUGGCAGACGAUACAGUUAAUGACAAGCCAUUCAUUUUCCUCUUUUCAUCCAUAAAGGCAGGCAAGCUUAGUACAAGCUGAGUCUGGGGGGGUGAAGAGGGCCACGGCUGAGAUACACACAAAGCUGCUGCUUUGACCUGUGUGCGCUUUAGUGAUGCUGACUGCUUAUUUCCACGUUUUUUAAUGACUUUCUUGGUUGUUUGGUCACAAAAAAACGAGGAUGUUUUUAUGUUUUUAUUGGUGCUCACUUAGCAUAGCUACAUAACAUCAAGAGUGAGUGAGUUUAAAAUGUUUACAGUGAGAACUAAGUUAACUUGACACUAUGCUUGUUAACUUGUUCCAUCUCCUGACAGGAGUAUAAGGUGCAUUUAAUGCAGCAUGACCAGAAUUGACAGGAUGGUAAAACCCCUCUUUGAAUGACCAGAGAGGGGUAUAUAAAAGCAGAAGACAGGAAGGCAACUUGCAUCCUGUGCACAGGUAGCUAACAGGUUGGUGAUAAAACUACAAAGAGCAACUCAUCUGCAUAGAAAUGGCAGAUUGCAUUGGAGGUGUUUUUAGAGCUGUGAGACUUUAAUUCUGGAUUUUAUUGUGGUUACCCACAAGGGAGCUUCUCAGAAAGUUUUUACCCCUCUAGGGCACUCAAAUGAGCCCUCAAUGGGCACUUAAACUUUUAAUGGGAACACUUAUGUAGCAUAAACAGGCUUGUGGUUGGUUGGGCAGCACCAAAUACAGUUAGAGCAGGAAAAAAAAAAAUCUUAUGGUAAUUCUUCUGUGAGACAUUAGAGACAUUUUUAUGGCACAUGUUGGCCUUCUGAUAAACUAGAUAAGCAGCUUGUGAAUAGUUAAGGCUGCACUGGGUCACAUUUUUUUCAGACCAGUUAGAUUCACCUUUGACUGACUGUCACUGUGUAUUAUUUUGUUUCAGGUUGUACAGGACUUAAUUUGUGAAAGAUGUUUUGAAAGACGUAAGCCCCCCUCAAUUGCAUUGAAACUGAUGACAACAGUUUUCUGCAGUCAUGUAGAUAGACAGAAAAAAGGACCAGUGAAGCUAUCUGUUUUUAAAACCACAAGAACUAGUUCAAUCAAUCCAACAUGCUUGUUGUGAAAUAUCAAUAAGAUGUAACAGAGCGUAUGGACGCAGAUGUAAGAAACAACUAGCUGAAACAUGUAUGCUCUACAAGAUUGGUGACAACUAUUGACUCAUUACCCUGGUAGUAAAAAAUAAGUGAAUAGAUUUUUUAUACGAAAAAAAAAAGUUCAUUCAGUAGGAGUUAGUUUUUUUUUUACAUUCCUCACAAUCCUCACUUGGCAUGUUGAAGGUUUUAUUUUCUUUUUUUCUUUCUUGUUUUCUACAAAGAAAAAUAACUUCUCUUUUGAGGUUGUAGCAACCAUUCACAAUGAAAGUUUGUCUCAGCUUCUGAUUACAAAUUCAGCAUGUUUGUAUUCAUUGAUUUACAAUGCAGACAUUUAUCAUAACCCUACCCUAGCCCAUUAAAAGAGAUCUAUUGAUGUACCAUGAGCAAACACUUGGCAAUAGCUGCAAGGAAAAAUCACAACCAUGAAAUCAAGCCAACAUGCUGACACCAUGAAGACACAUGGAGACAGUAUGUGGCUGAGUUCAUGAAUAUGAAUGAAUACAUUUUUAGGUCAUCAGGAACUGGUUAUAGUAGCUUUUUGUGCAGACGUGUUUCAACAGUGUCAUAUCAAAACCACUAAAAGCAGUCUUAAAUGGCACAAUGUUUGUCCAAGACUAAAGGAGCACAGCACCACUUGCUCCCAUCCGUUCAGUCUGAGAGGUGUUGAAGACAUGACCAAGUAAUUUAUCUUGUUAUGUAUAUAUGGGUGUGUUUGUCCAAUGGCUAUAUAGCUUAAUACCGGGGCUAGUGCUGUUGAACAGUUACUUCACCCACCUAAAAUAAGAAUAAGCACAACCACAGAGCCAGCUUUUUUCACCAGUUUGUUAAGACGUCUUGCAUCUUUGUGUUUGAUGUUUUCUCCCCAGCAGACUGCAGCGUAGAACAGAACACUUGCCACCACAGACUGAUAAAACAUCUGCAGCAUCUUACUACAGAUGUCUAUUGAUCAGAGUCUCUGCCCCUUUUUGUAGAUGAAGUCUACAAAAAAUUUGAUCCAGAUAAUUCCAACUGUGAAAUAAUAGAAUGAGCAUAUCAUUGUCAUUCUGUCAUUCUUUUUCAUCUAUUUUUUUAGGGUUUCUUAAAGGAUUGCCCAAGUGGAACCUUGAAUGUGGAAGAGUUCAAGAAAAUCUAUGCCAAUUUCUUUCCUUACGGUGAUGCAUCUAAGUUUGCUGAACAUGUCUUCAGAACGUUUGACACCAACGGUGAUGGGACAAUAGACUUCCGGGAGUUCAUCAUUGCCUUGAGUGUGACAUCACGGGGAAAACUGGAGCAGAAAUUGAAAUGGGCCUUUAGCAUGUAUGACCUGGAUGGAAAUGGAUACAUAAGCCGGGAGGAGAUGCUGGAGAUUGUACAGGUAAUCACAAGACACUGGGGAAUGAAAUGAAAGGCUUGGGUGAGCAUUUAGACCACAAAUAAUUAUUUUAUUUCUAGAAAGAUGUGACUGUCAUAGUUGUUCGACCUCUGACCGCCGAGCAGUGAAAAGCUUCUUGUAAACAGUGAAGUUAUAAACAAUCAAGUGCCUUUUUGGUAAUUUUUGCUUCUACAAAGGUGGACCAGAAGACAGAGGAACUUAAAAAAUCUAAGUUCAGCUAAUAAAAAUAACAAGAAAAAAGCUAGACUCACCAGGUAUGUGGAGGUAUAUAGGCCAAAUAAAACAAGCAAUGAUGCAUGAAAUGGAUUUUCUUUAGAACAAGUGAUACCUAAUGACUUAAUAGUAAAACAAAUAUUCUGGUAAAACUACCAAUAAACCUCUUAAACCAUUGUUAUUUUUGAAAUAUGUAGUUUGUGCAUAUCUCACUACCCCCAGAUAAAGGCUAACCCUUACCAAAAAAGUAUACCUCAAGUCCAUUUUAUGAAGUAUACUGAAGUUUAUUUUUGUAUACUCACCAAAGUGUACUUUAAACACUGGGCAUGCAGCACAUGGGGGGAACACAGUUUCUGACAUGGAGUGUGUGUUAAUCGGCUAUCUGCACUCUAAAUCACGAUUAAAAUGACAUUUUGGUACGCUAUUAUUUCAAUAGUAAUACUUAUUUGUAUACUUGGCUUGUACUGCUUAUAUUUUUAAGAGUAUACUCUUGAAAACAUAUAUGGAAGUAUUCACCGACCAAGUUAACUUAAACCUAAGGCACAAAUACAUACUUAAGUAUAUCUUAAUAAAAAGUUUAUGUAUAAGUACAGGUUAAAUAUAUUGAGACUUUUAGAAUAAUUCUUAGUACAAGCCAAGAAUAUUUAACAUGAACUUUUUUAAGUAUAUCUCUGAAAAGUCCAUAAAAAGUCAACUGAAAGAUUCUGAGUUUCAAAAGAGUAUACCUGAAGUACACUCCAACAUACUUCUUUUUGGUAAGGGAAGAUUUAGAGAGCGAAAUGUCUCCCCAAAUACGUCAUAUACCUGUAAUAAAAAAAAUGGGUCACUAAGCACAGUGAUUUUAUUAAUUUUGUCAUUGCUUUUUUCAUUAUUUGUCGCCGUUACACUUUGUGGUGAACAGCAAACAAAUCACCACUACAGCUGUUUUUUUAAUGCUGAUUUUAGCCGUGACUAGUGCUACAUAUGAUUUUUUUUUUUUUUUUUUUGUGAUGAUGACUUUUUAGGUGACUUUUGUUUGAUAUUGAGGGCUUUUUCCUCCUUUGGAGUACUUGUUAAAGUUUGUAAGUUCCAGUUACAUGACCUUCUUGGUGUCUCAUGGAUGACAUAUUUUUUUACUCUCUUGACAGCUUGUUGGUGGCCCACUGUGGCAGCACUUGUUCCUUUUCUCUGUUUGAAAUGGUGGAUCAGAUACUGCCAUCUACUGUGUUAGAAUCUAUAGGCCUAUUAUUAGGGAAAUUAAAGCGACUUCUAAUCAGUCAUUCUCAAUGUAUUUUAUCAGAAUUAUACAUGAUAUCAAAGUAUUCUCUUAGGUAUUAUUCAUCAUUCAUUCACCCCUACUUUUUAUAUCCAUUUACUUUAUACUUAAUGCAUCUGUCUUCGUAAGUGUGAGGAUAUUCAAUCACCAAAAUACAAAGACAAAUAGACGAAAUAUGUUGAUGGAAAUACAUCACUUUCAGGUAGAGUGUAAUCCUGUCACACUUGGGGAGCAGAAAUAGAGGUCCAUAUGUCCAUAUAUUAGGAUCUGAUGUGUGUGUGUGUGUGUGUGUGUGUGUGCUCCUUCUCUCUUCCUUGAACACUGAAAUUGGAUUUUUACUUUAAAGCCAAAGGAUUCAAAAAAAAUCUCAAAGCACAGAUCUUUUUUUAGCAUGCAAGCUACAAUUCCCAAAGGCAGAGACCAUCAAAGAAGCAUUGUGGACACAUUUAGAGUUGAGUUUUCAAACUUAUUCGAGGUAGACCAGGCCAUAGGAAGCCACAAACUUUUUUUUUUUCUGAUGUAAAUAUGCCUUAUGCCACCAUAGAGGCCUCUUUAGUCUACCAGUUAUGGUUAUAGCAUAAUUACAUUUGAGAAAUAGUGUGGGGGAGAGCAUGAAAAUAACAGUGUCCCCCACUUACUAUGCAAGGAAAAGUGCUUUUUUAUACAAAAAUUUUCCAACAAGUAAGAGCACGAGACAGUUCUUGACCCAGACAAGAGAUGAAACCAACACAUAAUUUGUCCCAAAGUGUAGUUUACCCUUCACUGAUAAACCCCAAAAUGUUCAAGCUGCCUAAGACUUAAUGAAUACAAAAAGUCAUGUCAUCUUUUCAUUAUUUGCUGCCUGCCUAUGAGCAAAUCACCCAAAUUAAAGGUUAGUGCCAGGUAAAAGCAAAGCCCAUGGAUGUUAUGACUCUGAUCAAUCAUCAAUUUAGAGCAUCUCUGUGCUACCUUUCAGUAAAUAUGUCAUCCCGAGAUAGACUCAUCCAUUUACCAAACUGUUUGUUUCGUAAGGCUUUCUAUCCUGAUGAUAUGUGUUUUGUGAAUCUGGCAUGUUGUUGUGCCACAGCCAAAUCACUCUGUUGUUGAUUAUGUAAUUGCACAAGGAGUAGCUCUUCAUAUCUGGACAAACAGAGGCCAUUUAAUGUGACAUUCAGAAAGUGUGUUAACAUUAUCUUGAAAAACAGCUUUAUUCUCUGUUUUGUUUUGUCCCAGUCCUCUCCUGUCGAGUCUCAGUAAUUGGUCUUUGUUGGCUUGAAUUUACUUUUCUUCUCCCAGCCCCAUAAUUUCCAUUAUCUCUCCCUGGCUUUCUCCCCUCUGUCUAUCAGGCCAUCUACAAGAUGGUGUCAUCUGUGAUGAAGAUGCCUGAGGAUGAGUCCACACCAGAGAAGAGGACGGAUAAAAUCUUCAGACAAAUGGAUCUUAAUAACGAUGGUGAGGGGAGGAAAUGGCAACAUACAGGGAUGAGUUUGCUGUAGACAGGGAGCAGGAUGGGGUGGAUCGAUUGGGGAUGAGUAUUGCAGUUUAUUGCAGAUAUUCAUAUGUUCUCACUUUACUUGAAACUGGAGAUCUUUGAAAGUAUUUCAGGCUCCAUAUAUAACCAUAUUGAUUCCACUUUUUGAUUUAGAAAGCACGCUUUUCUGUCUACAGAUUAGUUUCCAACAUAAAAUUGAAAAAUAUAUUUUUACUGUGGGCAUGAAGAUUUCAACCUUGGAGAUAAUUGAAGUGUAUCAUGAGUGUCGUAAAUGUCAGUUUUACAUCAUAAUCCAUAGCUUACCGUAAACAUUAUAAGCAUACAUCAAUGCCAUACCUAAAAAAUAACUCAAAGUUGACUUGAGAAAAUCACUCUGACCCAUACCUUUAAAGAAUUGCGGUAGCCUUUGCAGUAUUUUGCCUGCUUGCAGUAUUUUCAGUUCACCAACAGGUGGCAUGAUGUCAGCAUUAUUGGUUAAAAAGACAGUGGCACUUGAGACUCUGCAGCUCCAUAGUGAAGAUGCAAGGAAAGAACACGAAAUUCAGUCCACAGAGUAACCUCUUGUUUUUUUUUUUACUUAAUUGUUCGCAUGCUGGUUUUACUGCCAAAGCAAGCUACCCGAAGCCCUCGGUGAAAUAUAUUGAGGGUAGCUGGAGGAUUGUGGUUUGGUUUUAUUUUAGUGGUCAUAGUUAACUACUUUGCACACUACCAUCAGCUCUGAAAAGCUUUGGUUUACCCUGCAGCCCAAAUAAAUAUCAGAGAAGCUUGGCUUCCAACAAACACAGAAGGAGUGUGACUUAAUGCUCACUUUUGUCCCCCAUAACUCUUCACACGGCAACAGCACAACACAACAUCAUUAACAUUUGCAAACUACUUAGAAGACACAAAACGGAGAACAAAACUCCAGUUCUGUUGGAUAGCCUGUCUUUGAUCUGUGUCACAAGCUAGUGCAGCAGACCCUCACAAACCAGUUAUCAAACUCCUGAUAAUAGCAGAGGAACUGUUACUAACUAAAGUAUCGGAGUGUUUGAGAAUUAGAAACAGAUUUAUAGGACAAGUAUGUAUGCGUAUAAAAGGGAUUUGAGUCUAGUUAACUAAACUAUCAAAUGCUGAACAUGAAUAAAAACAUUAUACAUGCAAUAUUAACUAUUAUGUUCAAGCCUUUUUACAUUUAACAUUUAAUCAUCACACACAGAGCUACAUCAAACAUCAAAGUAUUACAUACAAAUGUGUGAAGAGCAGUAGUGCAAUGGUGAGUAGGGCAAAUGAUGCUGCAAUAAUCAUGAUAAUAAAUAUUACUUAUUUAACAGAUUCUCGUGUGCCUAAGGUAGACAGUUUUUCCAGUAUCUAUAACUAAAACAGUGUGCGUAAGUGCAAGUCAGAUUCUGUGAUUCUUCUGAACUAGACAGUUCUUGCUGGUUAAAGUCUGUCAUCACUUCGUUUUUAAAGUAACUUUUUUUUUUUUAACAUGAAGGCUUAAUCUGUUUACUCGCUUAAUUAAAGGCCUUGAACUCUGGCUGAAUAGUUAAGCUCAGGAAACACAGAAGCUGAAGAAAUAUAGGAUUAAUGAUGAGGACCAGCCCCAAUUCUACAAGAGUGCUGAGAAAAUUGAUGAUGAAAACAAAAUUUGAAAAUCAUCUGAAGCUUAUAUUUGUCAGAAAAUAUUCCACCUACAGCUCAUUUAAUGUUAAAAAUUUAUUAUUUUAUGAAAAGUGUGUUUAUUUUAAAUGUGAUACCACCAACAUGUUUCAAAAGUAACUCAAGUAAGUAAUCACCUUUUUAAAAGUAAUUGCCUUUUUGUAAUUACUUCUUCUUUAGCAACACUGUUAAUGUUCAGUAACCAAGGAGACCAUUUCCUGGGUCAUGAAAUUGAAUUUUUUCCUUCUUGCCUUAAAUGUUUACAAGACAUGACAAGUUUGGGCUACACCUGGACUUUUUUACUAUGGAGCCAUGCCAUUCUAAUACAUGCUAAAUACAAUUUGGCAGCUUCUUGCUUAUGAUGCAAAAUCUUUCCUGUAAAAGGUUUUAUCUGGAUGGCAGCAGAUGCAUGGGCUGGAGCGUCCAUUAUUUCCAAAAAGAAGGUUUUGAUUUCAUUUGUGAAACCUUAAUAAAGUUUUCCACUUGACAUGAACGUCAUUGCCAUCUCGUUUCAGUUAUUAGCCUUUGCCCUUUUAGGCAGUCUUUUCAUAAAAUUUUGUGCUGCAGUUGAUGAAAUCCCUAAAUUCUUGGCAACCAUUUCCUCACCCAUUCCUGGAAAGAGUAGUAAACCUCUUCCCAUGUUUACUUUUGAGAGACUCAGGUUUCUCUGGAUCAGGAUGAUCUUUUUAAUUUUUUUUUUUUUUUUGUAGGAGAUGUUUCUGUAGGUGUUUUUUUUUUUUUUAGCAUUACACAAUUUUUCACUGUUUAGUUUUCCCUGUCCCAAUUGUUUUGAAUCAUAAUGCUGGCAUCACAUUUAAGAUGAGUAUAUAUUUUUCAUAAAACAAGAACAUUUUUCAGUUUCAGCAUUGAAUUUGUUGUAUUUGCACUUUUCAAUUUAACAUGGGAUUUAAAUGACCUGCAAACCAUCAGAUUUUGUCUGAUCUUAACAGCCUUGUAGUAUGUAAUAGUUUAGUCUCUACCUCUACUUUAAAAACUAGUUAACUUCAUUCAGAUUUUGCAGGCUACAUGUACCAUGUAAAGCCCAUAUUUGCAUGGCACAUAAUGUUUGUCUUACUAUUCUCUUUUUCUGUUAUCACACAGGUAAAUUGUCCCUGGAGGAAUUUAUCAAAGGUGCCAAAAGCGACCCCUCCAUUGUCAGGCUACUUCAGUGUGACCCGAGCUCUGCUUCCCAGUUCUGA
Xyrichtys novacula (pearly razorfish) is the source of this 9668-nucleotide messenger RNA. NCBI's taxonomy places the organism in Eukaryota, Metazoa, Chordata, Actinopteri, Labriformes, Labridae. The record is from the annotation of a GenBank genome assembly.